GGAGCCGGGCCUCCUCCACCUCCAUCAGACCUAAGAAUGGGGAAGUGUCGUCCAACAACAUGAAGGGGAUGACAACGACGACAAUGGUGACGAUGAUGACAGGUGACGCCCAGACACCUCUUUGGAUCUGCAGUGAACAUCUGACAUGACCUUUGACCUUUCCAAUCCUCUGGUGGACUCAGAGCAGGAUGAGUCCAGCAGGUGAACUCCUGGUCCAGGAGGAGGCGAGGGUCCUCUCCUCAUUUGCGUUCAUCAGAAGAUGAGCUUUUCACCUUUGUGGAUCUUUGCAUCAUCUGGAUUUCUCUGAAAAAACCUGUUUUCUUCAUGGUAACUCUGCAGGCGGUUUGGUCCGAUGUUAACACGGUCUGAGGCUUUUGUUCCUCAUCUGACGCAAAGACCAGGUCAUGGAUCAAAGGGACAGUUCCUAACAGUUCCUACGGUUCUUAGAGACUGAGGCGGACCUUCUGGAUGGAGAGCACACACUGACAAACAAAAACGAACGCUUUUCAGUUUUUUCUGUGACUUUAUCUGUGAUUUUUCUUGGUGCAGUCAUGGGUCUGGACCAGGACCCCUGACCCCUGACUGACCCCUGACCCCUGACCAGAGCCCCAUGUUCACGUGCUUCAUGAACAUCAUUGACUGGAGCCGACAAGGACAAGGCCCAUCCUGAUUGUUACAUCAGAACUCAAAGAAGAAGAAGUCCCCCCCCCCACACACCCUUAGGUUUGGUGGGGGGGAGGGUGAAGGCCGGUGUGUGUUUUAGGGUGGGGGUCUGUAGUUGUGUACUUUCGUAGCUGUUAUUCUUUUCCUGGGUCUGUUGUUGUUCUCAGACCAGCUGUUAUUAGUUUGGAGCUGUUAGCCUGUGUGCUAACUCUCAGACCAGCUGUCCAUGGAUGCCAACCAAGGCCCGGGUCAGGGUGGUCCAGAAAGCCCCAACCGGGCUGUGGAGUACCUCCUGGAACUCAACAACAUCAUUGAGAGCCAGCAGAAGCUUCUGGAGACGCAGCGCCGGCGGAUUGAGGAGCUGGAGGUCCAGCUGGACCGCCUGAGCCAGGAGAACAAAGACCUGCGCCUGGACCGCCAGCCCGUGGCACCUCCUCCACCGGCUCCUCCUCCUCCAGAGCCUCCUCUUCCUCCUCCGCCUCCUCCGCCUCCACCCUCUCAGACCACACUGAUCUCAAACAAGAACUCCCACCCCCACCACCACCUCCACAACAGCCCGCUGCCCCCCCAGCCCCCGUCGUCCAUCCCACUCCACCACCACCAUCAGCCGCUCCAUCACAACUUCAACAGCGCUGGGACCGCCGCCAUCCCGGCGCCCGCUCCGCCCCCUCUAUCCUCCGUCUCCAUCCCGACUCAGAUCCCGACUCCGGCCCCGGCUCCGCCCCCUCCCCCGCCCAUCCCGCCCCGGGACCAGCCGCGGGCCCACGGCCGGCUGAGCCGAGCGCCAUCCACCAGCACCGGCACCAACACCAACUUUGUGGAGAAAGAGAAGGAGCGACUGGAGCGUCUGCACCGAGCCAACGCCGCCAACAACCACCACGCCCACACCCUCCACCACCACAAACCCGUGGAGGGCGACUCUCAGUGUCCGGAGACGCUCACUUUCACCGACUCGACCUUCGGACAUCCUCCGCCCUUUUAUCGCUAUAGCAACAGCCCCCUGCCGAGCCCCUGCGACCCCUACGGCUCCGCCUCCAGCAGCGGGCCGCUUGGCUCCGCCCACUCAUACACACAGGGCAGCUGUCCAGUCUCUCCCUCCAGUCCGGCGAGCCUGACCUGGGCUCAGCGUAGCCGACACCAGCCGGCCAGCCUGGCGCUGCGCAAGCAAGAGGAGGAGGAGAGCAAACGCUGCAAGGCUUUAUCUGACAGCUAUGAGCUCUCUACAGACCUCCAGGACAAGAAGGUGGAGAUGCUGGAGAGGAAGUACGGGGGUCAGUUUGUGUCCAGGCGGGCCGCCAGGACCAUCCAGACGGCGUUUCGUCAGUAUCGUAUGAACAAGAAUUUUGAGAAGCUGCGGAGCUCAGCAUCGGAGAGCAGGAUGACCCGACGCAUCAUCCUGUCCAACAUGAGGCUCCAGUACUCGUUUGAUGAGCGUCAGCCUCAGGGUCAGGGGUCAACGGGACAGCAGGGGUCAGAGGAUGCCGGAGACAUGGACGACUCCUUCACUAAACAGGUGAAGUCGUUGGCCGACUCUAUGGACGACUCCCUCACCUGUCAGUCCGGUCGGGAAGACUCCCAGGAGGCGGGAGGAGAAGGAGAGGAGGACGAGGAGGAGGACGAGGACGAAGGAGAAGAAGAGGAGGAAGAGGAGGAGGAGGAGGAAGGAGAAGAGGAUGAGGAGGAAGACGAUGAAGAUUACAGAACUUGCGGCUGGCAACGCGGCGACGCAUUGUCGCGGCGCCGUGUGGUCCGGACUGGGGGAGGAGUUGGAAGGGGAGGAGCGAUGCACGAGGACAGCACCACCACCUCCUUCAGCGACGUCACCCUCUACAUGGACGAAGGCUGCCUCCCCUCAUCACCGCUGUCUAGACCCACCUCCAGCUCCGACACCGAGUACUGGGGAGGAGGAGGAGCAGGGGGGAGGGAGGACAGCAGAGAGACGGAGGGAGGCAGCAGCACCUCCCGCAGGAGCAGCACCCCCUGCACUGAGUGUCGAGGAGAGUACAGAGGACGAGCAGCAGGAGGAGGAGGAGGAGGAGGAGGGGGACACCUCCCUGUUCUGACCAUAGAGCCGCCCAGUGACAGCUCCGUUGAUAUGAGUGACAGGUCUGAAAGAGGCUCCAUCGGACGUCUGGUUUACGAACAGGACACGCCAGGAGGCGAGCGAGCGGGAGGAGAGAGAGAACAGAGGGGAGGGGGUGAAGGAGAGAGUGGAGAGGAUGAGCGAGGAGGAGGAGGAGGAGGAGGAGGGAGCAGUGAAGCCGAGUCUCCGCAGGGAACCAUCAAACACAAACCCAACGGACGCUCGGUGGCCACGGCGCAGGGACAGACACGAAGCCCCGCCUCCGUGUCCAUAUCCAUGCCCUCCGCCCGGACCCUGCCCUCCCACCCGCUGCCUCACCCGCUGCACCCCCACCUCCCCACCGUCCUCCACCACCACCCGCAGUACAGCCAGCCGCACAUCCUGCACAUGCACCACGCCCACGGCUCCGCCCCCUACGUGCAGCACCACCUGGCCCAGCACCACUACCACCACCUGCACCACCAGCACCACCACCACCUCCCGCACACGUACCCGGAACCCCCUUCUUCCCCGCUGCCGUCCCCCGUUCUGCCGCUCGCACCCCCGUCGCCGCUGCCGCCGCCUUCUUCGCUGUCAUCCUCCUCGUCCUCCGCCAUUCCCAACAUGGACGCUCAGCAGCAGCAGCACCACGCCCACCUCCACCACCACCACCACGCCCACCUCCACCACCACCUGCUCUGCUCUGACGGAGACAACGAAAGCGUCAACUCCACCACCACCAACUCCAACGACGACACCACCGUCAACAACUGCAGCUCCGGCUCGUCGUCGCGCGACAGCCUUCGCGAGCCGAUGGGAGGGGCAGCGCCGGGGAAGCAGACGUACCAGAGGGAGAGCCGCCACAGCUGGGACUCGCCCGCCUUCAACAACGACGUGGUGCAGCGGCGCCAGUACCGCAUCGGACUCAACCUCUUCAACAAGAAGCCGGAGAAGGGGAUCCAGUACCUGAUCGACAGGGGGUUCGUGUCGGACACUCCGGUGGGCAUCGCCAGGUUCAUCCUGGAGAGGAAAGGCCUGAGCAGACAGAUGAUCGGAGAGUUUCUGGGCAGCCGGCAGCAGUUCAACAAAGACGUCCUGGACUGUGUUCUGGAUGAGAUGGAUUUCUCGGGGAUGGAUCUGGACGACGCUCUGCGGAAGUUUCAGGCUCAGAUUAAGGUUCAGGGUGAAGCUCAGCGUGUGGAGCGUCUGGUGGAGGCCUUCAGUCAGCGGUACUGCGUCUGCAAUCCGGUUCUGAUCCGACAGUUCCAGAACCCAGACACCAUCUUCAUCCUGGCCUUCGCCAUCAUCCUCCUCAACACAGACAUGUACAGCCCCAACGUCAAACCGGAAAGAAAGAUGAAGCUAGAGGACUUCAUCAAGAACCUCAGGGGUGUGGACAACGGACAGGACAUUCCCCGGGACCUGCUGGUGUCCAUAUAUGGCCGGAUCCAGAAGUGGGAGCUGAGGACCAACGAUGACCACGUGUCUCAGGUCCAGGCCGUGGAGAGGAUGGUGGUCGGGAAGAAGCCGGUGCUGUCGCUGCCUCAUCGCAGGCUGGUCUGCUGCUGUCAGCUGUUUGAGGUUCCGGAUCCGAACCGAGGCCAGAGGAGCGGCGUUCAUCAGCGAGAAGUCUUCCUGUUCAACGACCUGCUCAUGGUCACGAAGAUCUUCCAGAAGAAGAAGACUUCAGUGACGUACAGUUUCAGACAAUCGUUUCCAUUGGUGGACAUGCAGGUGCACACCUUCCAGAACACCUACUAUCCUCACGGUAUCAGACUGACAUCAGCCAAUCCUGGAGGAGAGAGGAAGGUUCUGAUCGUCUUCACGGCUCCAAGUCAACAGGACCGAGCCCGGUUCACCUCGGACCUCCGAGAGAGCAUCGCAGAGGUCCAAGACAUGGAGAAGUACCGAGUAGAAUCUGAACUGGAGAAGCAGAAAGGUGUGAUGCGUCCUGGCGUGUUGACGAGUGGCGGCCCAGGAGGCGGAACUCAUGGGGGUGGGGCCAACACCAGCGGCCCAGUGAAGAGUGAGGUGGUGAAUGGAACGGUGGGUAGACCGAGCCUGGAUGACACGUACGCCUCAGUGGACGGACUGAAGCGAACAGCGCUGAGUUCAUCCCUGAGAGACCUGUCCGACACAGGGAAGCGAGGUCGUAGGAACAGUGUGGGCUCAUUGGACAGUACUAUUGAAGGUUCCAUCAUUAGUAGCCCUCGGCCUCAUCAGCAGCGCCCUCUUCCUGUCGGAGGCCUGUCCUACAGCCCCAUGAUGGUCCCUUUGUCUCCUGCAGCUUACCGGCCGCACCGCCCUACUCAGAGCCCCGGUACAGGGGUGGGGGGUGGGCCGGGGCUCUGUCACAACCAGGGAGGGGCCGCCGCCUCCCAGCUCGCGAGCGGGGUCGGGGCUGGGGGCGUAGGCGGGAUGGCGGGUGGAGUCGGGGGUCCGGCUGGAGGCGGGGGCCUUCUAGGGAACUUCUUUGGCAGCCGACGAGGGAAAGUUCCUGGUCCCCUGACGAUGAUGUCACCGACGCCACAGGGUCCCCCGAGUCCCCUGAUGAUAUCGUCACCCCCCCACUACCCCGCUCCCGCACCUCCAAUCCCCCACCCCUCCUCCCCAUCCCCUUGCCCCUCCCCCGCGGCCAACAUCGGCCAGUCAGACUCGGGUGGCGGCGGUACGGCAGGGGUGCCAUCCAAGCUCCAGGCUUUGCACGCCCAGUACUGCCACGGCAACAGUGGAGGAGGAGGAGUUACUGGGCAGCAACAGCAGACGCCACCACCGCCACCCUACCACCACCAUCACCGCUACCAUAUGCAGAGUGCCGCCCCGCAGCACCAGGUGCUGUCGCACCGAGCGUCCGUUCCGCGGCGGCAAGGCCCAUCCGGCUGCGCUCCCUCUCUUACCCAUCAGAGGAUCCAACAAGGCCCCGUCCACCCCCGCUACAGCGCGGGGUGGGGGGGGGGCUCAGGCUUCAUCACACCUCCGCCGCUGUCCCCCCACUCCCCCGUUACCCCUACGACCCCACACGGACUCUACCACUCCCACCCGACGGCGGGCCGGCCGGGUGGCGCCAGCGUCACCAAGUUGCCGCUGACCGUCUCCCACUCGCAGCCCCACCCUCACGCUCACACACACUCUCACAAUCACGCCAUGCACAUACACUCCCCACUCAGCCCCUCCCCCUCCGCCUCCCCCUCCACCCACUUCAUCUUCUCCACACCUCCUCCACAGGCGCCCUCAGCGCGCCUCGUAAGCCAGACACCACCGCAGCCUUUCCAGUACCCGCCGCUUUCCUCCAUCCCACCUCCGCCUCCACACUCCCCUUUACCACCCCCAUCUACCGCCCCCCCACUCUCCCCACACCUGGGAGGAGGGUUGGGGGGGCCUCAAGGGGGUGGGUCCAAGUCAAAACCCGUCAGUCGGAUCAGUACAGUCGUGUGAGGAGGCAGAAGUCCAGUGAGGUGGCAGCGGUCCGACACCCUGCUGCGAGCCACCAUUGGGGGGCGGUAGUGAGAGGGAACCAGAUGAGGAGGGGGAGGAGGGGGAGGAGAAGUGGAAGAGGA
Messenger RNA from Sphaeramia orbicularis (orbiculate cardinalfish), 6282 nucleotides. RefSeq names its product IQ motif and SEC7 domain-containing protein 2-like. Gene Ontology annotation, biological process: actin cytoskeleton organization; regulation of ARF protein signal transduction. Lineage: Eukaryota; Metazoa; Chordata; Actinopteri; Kurtiformes; Apogonidae. Gene Ontology annotation, molecular function: guanyl-nucleotide exchange factor activity. The record is from RefSeq and is a predicted model, not a curated record.